UGAUGUAACGCCGCUUGGUGCCCAUCAGUGUUUUGUGUUUUGCGCGAAGUUUUGUUUAUUUUUACAAGCUCUUUGUCUCUAAACUAGCUGAUGGACUUAUUUGUAAACGUAUAUAGCUAUGUUAAUAACUGAACUGACUGUUGUGUGGUGUUAACAAAAUGCCAUAUUACUGCACAGUGCCCCGAUGUACUUCCAUGGCUGGUAAAGCCAAAAACGUCUCCUUCCACCAAUUUCCGAGGGACGAGGAGUUAGCAAAGCUUUGGAAUGACAUACUCAAAAGAGGGAAGCCCUACACGAAGUAUUCCAAAGUCUGCAGCUUGCAUUUCAAGCCCGAAGAUUACACAAUAACAAGUGUUGGUAAAAAUAAAGGUCAAUGGCGUACUCUCCGCAAAGAUGCUAUACCAUCACAAAACUUGCCAACAGACAAUCCGUCUUCGUACGUCCGAAGAGACAGGAACACAGGCUCGUGGGUGCCAAGUAGUCCAUCUCCUGGCUUCAUAGAUACCAGGAUGCAACAACAGAUGGCUCAAGCUAUAUAUGUACAGACCAUGCUGGCGAUGCACGCUGCGGGGGCGACAGAGUCUCUUUCAGUCAACAGCACCAAUGGCGCGCCAGGUUUGGAUAAUCAAGACAACGGCCGGCCAACAUUAGAACAACUACUGAAAACAACAGAUAAUACAACGGAAUCUGAUGCUGAAACCGUUUCAUCAUACAAAUGUACGGAAUGCCUCAAAUGUUUCAAAGAUCCGGACGUAUUCAAACUCCACAAGAGAGUUCAUGUGAAAGAUGAUUCCAAUUGUAGUGAAAAGGAGAAUUUGACAGAAGGACAAACAUUGAAAUCUAAUCCUAUAUUAGCUAAUUUACUAAGAUCUAACACGGGUAAUGUCAAUAGUUCUGAUACGAGUAAUAUUAUGAGUAUAGAAAAUCACAUUAUGGCCGCUUUGGCUGUCAAUAUGGAAACGUAUAUUAGGAGUGUGUCAAUGUUGAAAGGCAGUUUGGAUACGGUUGAUAAUAGCAGAGAAUCAGAAGAAAAGAACGGGUCAGACGGAGAUUCGGAUGAAUCUAAUAAUACCGUUACAGAAAUAGUUGAGACGAGAGAUACUAGUGAUUUGGUGGUCGAUGAGAAAUCAUAAAAAAUAUAGAUACAUUAUACAUAUGAUCACGUCUAUAUCCCUUGCAGGGCGUACAGAGCCAACGGUCUUGAAAGACUGACGGGCCGCGUUCAGCUGUUUGGCUUGAUGAUAGAAUUGAGAUUCAAAUAGUGACUGGUUACUAGCCUGUCGUCCAAAUGAAGAAUCCCAACAUUAUAAGCCUGUUCCUUAGUCGCUUUUUACGAUAUCCAUGGUAAUGAGAUGGAGUGGUCCUAUCCUUUUUUUUAUUGGUGCCAGAAACCACACGGCACUGAAAGAUAUAGGUUUUUGUGAUAACAGGUCAAGUACUGGAAUACAAUAUACGUCGCCUCGGCGAUAUUCGACUGAACAGAAGAGGGCAAUCUACCGCCGAAUUAAUCCGAAUGACAACUCAAUACAAUAACGACCUUAUUACAAGUGCAUUAGACUUAAAAUACAAAAACAAUGUGUCAUGCUAUCUCGCUCAUAAUGGUAGUACAAUAGCGGACAAUUCGGUUCGCGGAUUCAAAUGGAGCGCUCUGAUUGGCUCAGGCGUUCAAAAAUUUUCGCGCCAUAAAAACAUUACACAUUCCACGCGGGUUACUUAUUAAAUCGGUAAUACCGUAUAAAGCUAUUAAAUUAUCGGUAUUUUUUAUGUAUAAUAAUCAGAGAUCGGAAUAGGUAGAUUGCAUUGGGGGUCAAUGAACUGAAACGUAUAUAUUAAUAUGGACAUGCCUCCGGGAUUGCGGGAUUUGUAAAUUAUUAAGAUUUUUUCCGGAAUUUUUACAAGUGGGAUGAAGAAUAUAUUAGUGGUAAUUGUUUUCCCCCGACUUCGUUGACGUAAAUUGUACUCCUAAGUUACCCGCGGAGAAUGUAGUUUACUGUAAGUGUAAGUACUGAAAUGGAAUCCCGGAAAAGGCUUAUCCAUGUUAUGCAUUCUAUGGUAAUUCAUGAUGCAAGUACAUAAAAUCAAUCUACCUAUUCCGAUCUAUGAGAAUAAUGCAACUAAGAUGUAUCCGUGAUCCAAUACGGGUCAGGUUCCCACGCAAAGGUAGCGGAGGUCAGACGGGAGUCGCUUCGUGUAAAAACCUGACUCACCCAAUCCAGGAUCCAUGGUCACAGGAAUCCCUGGGCUCGUCACCAGAGUGUUGAUCACUCAUCAGAGACUAACGCCCGGUAGAUGAUGAUUUUAUAAUUAAAGACUAACUUACUACUAUUUAUUAGUGUCCGACCGAAGGUCUAUUUUUGGCCGAAGCCGAAGGUUUAUAUUCUCUCAGCACUCAGUAAUUAAUUUUGUUCAAUAUUGUCUACAAGCUACAAUUAAUAUUAAAAUCAUUUCAAAACCUCAAUAUUGAAGGUUUAUAUAUUGACUGUCUCAUAUAGAAGUUGAUGAUAUAUCAUAGAGGUGGUUGGUUAAGAGAUAAACUAGCUGUUGCCCGCGACUUCGUCCGCGUAAAUUUCGAGUUGAAUUUUAAUCAUACAGUCAGAUACAGACAGACAAAAAAUGUAAAAAAAAAUUCUCUAUCCGUUUCAGUCAAAAUAUUAAAUGUACAGAAAAAAUAUUUUUACCGUUUUAUUAUAUGUAGUAUUUUGAUUUUCAGUUUUUUUACAUAAAAUACUCAAACAAUACAAAAAAAAUAUAUUUUUAAUAAUAAAAAAUAUGUUGUAAUUGUUGGGAUUCGAACUUGGACCGCCAACUUCACAGUCUCACGGGCUAACCACUGGACCAUCGAAGCCGUUGCGUUGGUGUCGAAAUUAAAGUAGACUACAUACAUAUGGUCACGUCUUUAUCCCUUGCGGGGUAGACAGAGCCAACAGACUUGAAAAGACUGAAUGGCCACGUUCAGCUAUUUAACUUAAUGAUAGAAUUGAGAUUCAAAAAGUGAUAGGUUGCUCGCCCAUCGCCUAAAAAAGAAUCCCAAGUUUGUAAGCCCAUCCCUUAGUCGCCUUUCACUUAUAUUUAUAUGUUAUAGGUAUAAUGCCGUCGUAUAAUGAUAAAUGACUUUGAAUUUUUAAUUUCGUAACUUAUUUGCCGGCAUACUGAUACCUUGAGUUCAUUCAAAUGUCGAUAACUUUUUUUUUUGUGAACCGAUUUUGAUGAAACAAACUUUAAAUGUUAUUCUGAGUUAAAACAAAGCAAUUGGUGAAAGUUUGAAGUAAAUCGGUUUAGUACUUUCGGAGAUAAUCGUGAUCAUACAUACAGACAGACAGACAAGAAAUCAAAAAAAAAUAUUUUUGCUUUCUAUUAUUCAUUCUAAUUGUCCCUCUAUCCAUUUCAGUCGAAAAUACUAAAUGUACAGACAAAAUAUUUUUACUGUUUUAUUAUAUGUGUAGAUAAAAGUUUGUGAUUUACCUACUGGUAAAAAUAAUGAUUUGAUUUCUUACAAAAACACUCGUUUAAAUACACGUACGGACUUGUUUUGAUGCAUGCAAUCAGCAAUGUGAUAUUUUGACAGUGACUCCCCGCCGCCUCAUGACUUUCGUAACAGUUCGUUCAAUCUCGACGGUCGCUCGGACCUUCGGCGGAACCUUCGGCUUCGGCCGGAUUUUGGGCCGAAGCCGAAUGUUUCGUCGAAGGUGGAUUUUUUGGCCGAAGGUGGCCGAAGCCGAAGCCGAAGCUUCGGUCGGACACUACUAUUUAUAAAUAAUACUGGUAUUAAACGGACGUGUCGAAACAUGUUUUGAGUCGCUCUGUGACCACGGAUCAUUGUUACGUGACUCGGAAAGUCCGAGAUAAAAUACCUUUAUUUUAUAUCAGACGUUUAUAUCGAAUAAACUAUAUCUAUAUCUCGCGACGUUUCGAAUCACGUAACGUGCGCGUUUAAUAUAUCUGUAUUAUUUAUAAAUAUAUAAAUAUAGUAUAAAGACUAAUUGUGUAGACUAGAAAUAAGACUGAUAUUUUUAUAAUUAAAAUUGUUAACCAAUCAUUGUAAUUUAAGAAAAUCCUAACCAGGCAAAGGGCGAUAUUCUUAAAUUUAGUGAUGCGAAUGUAUCAAUCGAUAUCGAAUGUCAAUCGAUAUAUUUAAAUUUAUCCCAGCUUUUUAUUCAGCUAGAUUCUAAAUUUAAGAAUAGCACUCUCUUUGAAAUUAAGGAAGUCCUGGCAAAGGGUCAGGUGGAGAGUACCCGAAACCACCGAGCUUGCAUGAAGUGAGUUAUGAAUGUGGAUGAAGCGAAGGAAGUGUGCAGAGAUCGUGAUGAAAAGAUGUAGUCUCUGCUUCCCCGGGAAAAAGGCGUGAUUUUAUGUAUGUAUGUACUCCCUUUACAUAAUAUAAGUUUAUGAAAAUAUAUAGACUGAAAUUAAGACUUGUAAUCAAACGAUAACCCACCAUUUUUUUACAUUUAAUUUUAAGACUUUUUUUGUAUAUUUAUUUAGGAUUAAUUUUGUGUUGAAUGCACUCAGAAAACCGUAUAAUUAAGUUAAAUUAUGUUUUUUUUUUUUUCAUUUUUACGGCAGCGCCGCCUCAUGGAUUGAAAUUAUGAUUAUGAUAAAAAAUCAACAACUGUAAAUGUAUCGACUGUCGAUACAAAAGUUAAAUGCGUUAUCGAUACUCAAAUUAUAAAAAAAGUAUAAAUUUUUUUCUUAAAAUAAUAUCUUAAUCAAAAAUCUAAUGGAAAUUAAAAACUUUAUGGAGUCAAGUGGAAGGUACUUAUAAUAAAUUACAAACUAAGGUGCGAGGGAUUUAUUGGCUCACUCACAUUCGAUUAAAAAUAUAGCAAUUCUUAUUUUUAUAAAUCGUUUUUAUUUUUUCUCAUAUUCUCAUCAAUCAAAGAAAAAUAGGUAGAGAAAUUCUUACUUUUAAUGAAUAGAAAUGAUUGAACGGCAUAAUUAAAUGAUAAUAACUCGUAUAGUGCCUUAGAACAGUUAUAGUUUUUGUAUAAAAUUGUACAUUCUUAAUUUUAAGUUAAUCAUAGUUGAAACGCUUAAAGUUAAGGAAUAAAUCUUCUACUUCCAUUUUUUUUUAAUUUAUGGAACGCUUUGUUAAGAAGAUCUCUUAUAUCAGUAAAACUUUUUUUUUAUUAAAACUUUGUGUUGCCAGCACAGCAGUGUUGUGUUAUUGAAAAAUGUUCUAAAUUAUGUAUGAACUUUACCUUUAAAAAUAUACCUAUAUUAUUAGUACACAAAGACUGUAAUUUACAUAACUCGUAUUUAUACUGAUAAAUGUUUUAUAAAUGUAUGUCUAUAAUUUCUACAUUUUUUAAUUUUUUUAUUGUUGCACUAUUUUACCAAAAACCCUAAAUGAUGCAACAAAAUUGGGUUAAUUCUAUAUUUGUAAAAAAAAACAUUUCUAUAUUAAAUUAUAUCGAUGAUUAUUACUUAUCGAUAGAAUUGCUUAUACUAUCGACGCAAUUCGUCUACAACACUGCUCCUUAAAAGAAGUAUUAUACACGUCGAUUAUAGUUACUAGCUGUGCCCGCGACUUCGUCCGCGUGGAAUAGUUAUUUUGGGCAUCAUUGAAGCCCUCAAGGAUGAAUAAUUUUCCCCGAUUUUAUUUCACAUUUUCCAUUAUUUCAUCGCUUCUCAAAGUUGCAGCGUGCUGUUGUAAAGCCUAAAGCCUUCCCCGAUAAAUGGUCUAUUCAACACAAAAAUAAUUUGUCAAUUCGAACCAGUAGUUCCUGAGAUUAGCGCGUUCAAAUAAACAAACUCUUCAGCUUUAUAAUAUCAAAUCUAUAAAAGCGUAUCUAUCUGUACUAUAGAUAGGUACGAUAAAAAAAAUUCUUUAUCGUAAGAUACGAUUUUUUUCACAACACUAUUUCUAUAUACUUUCUCACAACACUAUUUUUACGUAUUUUUUCACAACACUAUUUCUACAUAUUUUCUCACAAAACUAUUUCUACAUAUGUAUAUUUUUCACCACUGCGCUGUUUGAAUGUCAAAGGUUUCUUUUAAAGGCUUCAGUCGUGGAGGUUUUGCGUGUUAAAGCUAAGAUUAAAAAAUGAGCCUUUUAUGGUAAUAUCCUUAAUAGCCUAAGAGCUAGUGAACCCUCCGAGUAACGGUGUUCCUGUAAGGCUAGAAAUUGGUAGAGUGAUGAUUCAUAGCACACCAAGGCCAAAAAUCA
This is a messenger RNA of Amyelois transitella, 6166 nucleotides long. RefSeq lists its product as uncharacterized. NCBI's taxonomy places the organism in Eukaryota, Metazoa, Arthropoda, Insecta, Lepidoptera, Pyralidae. Bases 159 to 1133 code for a protein of 324 amino acids. The record is from RefSeq and is a predicted model, not a curated record. The transcript is spliced from 4 exons.